Hyla sarda is the source of this 7031-nucleotide messenger RNA. It is a transcript of the gene MYH9, whose product is annotated as myosin heavy chain 9. The coding region runs from base 326 to 6208 and encodes 1960 amino acids. Gene Ontology annotation, cellular component: myosin complex. Gene Ontology annotation, molecular function: ATP binding; actin filament binding; cytoskeletal motor activity. The record is from RefSeq and is a predicted model, not a curated record. Lineage: Eukaryota; Metazoa; Chordata; Amphibia; Anura; Hylidae. The transcript is spliced from 41 exons.
UUUCCCGCCUUCUCAGAAAGCCACACCCACAAAUGUGGUGAUGGUUGCUGGAGCGGAGGGGGGCGUGUCCUGACGGCCACCUCCCUGCUUCAAACCUCCGCCGCCGGUGUCUGUGUUUAGUUGGUCCCCGGCUCCGGCAAGAGGCGGCCGCAAGAACGAGACUUGGUGGAAACAAUUUUAACAACAUAAAAGCAACAAAAAAAAAAAAAAGUUCAACGCUUUUAAAGGCAAAAAAGCCCCCAACAAUUCCCACUGAAUAUACGGCUGUCGCUGCUUAUCUGUCACCGGACGCCUCGCCCCUCAGGUACGGGCUACUUUAGAGACCAUGGCACAACAAGAUGCAGACAAAUAUCUGUAUGUGGAUCGGAAUUUAAUCAACAAUCCUCUAGCUCAGGCCGACUGGGCUGCAAAGAAACAAGUAUGGGUACCCUCGGAAAAACAUGGAUUCGAAGCAGCUAGUCUGAAGGAGGAGGUGGGGGAUGAGGUGAUUGUGGAGCUAGCAGAAAAUGGCAAAAAAGCGAAGGUCAAUAAAGAUGACGUCCAGAAGAUGAACCCACCAAAGUUCUCCAAAGUUGAAGAUAUGGCCGAGCUGACGUGCCUGAAUGAAGCGUCCGUCCUGCACAAUCUGAAAGAGCGAUACUACUCUGGCUUAAUAUAUACUUACUCUGGAUUGUUUUGUGUGGUAAUUAACCCUUACAAGAAUUUGCCAAUUUACUCAGAAGAAAUAGUGGAUAUGUACAAAGGAAAGAAAAGACAUGAAAUGCCACCACAUAUCUAUGCAAUCACUGACACAGCCUAUCGCAGCAUGAUGCAAGAUAGAGAAGACCAGGCCAUCCUUUGCACUGGAGAAUCUGGUGCUGGCAAAACAGAAAAUACAAAGAAAGUAAUCCAGUACUUGGCUUAUGUUGCGUCUUCUCAUAAAUCAAAGAAAGACCAGGGUGAACUGGAGAGACAAUUGUUGCAAGCUAAUCCAAUCCUUGAAGCAUUUGGAAAUGCCAAAACUGUUAAAAAUGACAAUUCAUCAAGAUUUGGCAAAUUUAUCCGGAUUAACUUUGAUGUGAACGGCUACAUUGUUGGAGCAAAUAUAGAGACCUACCUGCUGGAGAAAUCCCGUGCAAUUCGACAGGCUAAGGACGAACGAACGUUCCAUAUAUUUUACUAUCUAUUAUCAGGAGCUGGAGAACACUUGAAAACCGAUCUUCUGUUGGAGGGCUACGACAAGUACCGUUUCCUUUCCAAUGGACACGUUACCAUCCCAGGCCAGCAGGACAAAGAUUUGUUUCAAGAAACUUUGGAAGCAAUGAGGAUCAUGAGCAUUCCUGAUGAUGAACAAAUUGGAUUGCUGAAAGUUGUUUCUGGUGUACUGCAGCUGGGUAACAUCAUGUUUAAGAAGGAGCGGAACACCGAUCAGGCUUCCAUGCCAGACAACACUGCUGCGCAGAAGGUGUGUCAUCUUUUGGGAAUUAAUGUGAAUGACUUUACUAGAGGAAUCCUCAUGCCACGCAUUAAAGUUGGUCGAGACUAUGUACAGAAAGCACAGACAAAAGAACAGGCAGACUUUGCUAUAGAAGCACUUGCUAAAGCGACAUAUGAGCGCAUGUUCCGCUGGUUGGUGAUGCGCAUUAACAAAGCUUUAGACAAGACAAAGAGGCAAGGUGCUUCAUUCAUUGGAAUUCUGGACAUCGCUGGGUUUGAGAUUUUUGAGCUGAACUCCUUUGAGCAGCUGUGUAUCAAUUACACAAAUGAAAAACUGCAACAGCUCUUCAACCACACCAUGUUUAUACUGGAGCAAGAGGAGUACCAACGGGAAGGGAUUGAGUGGAAUUUCAUUGACUUUGGCUUGGACCUUCAGCCUUGUAUUGAUUUGAUAGAACGACCUGCUGGUCCCCCAGGUAUCCUGGCUCUUUUGGAUGAGGAGUGUUGGUUUCCAAAAGCUACAGAUAAGAGCUUUGUGGAGAAAGUGGCUCAGGAGCAGGGCAACCAUUCAAAAUUCCAAAAGCCCAAACAGCUUAAAGAUAAAGCGGACUUCUCCAUUUUGCACUAUGCUGGAAGGGUUGAUUACAAAGCUGAUGAGUGGCUUAUGAAGAACAUGGACCCACUGAAUGAUAACAUUGCUACACUUCUGAAUCAGUCAUCCGAUAAAUUUGUGUCAGAGCUUUGGAAAGAUGUGGACCGCAUUGUUGGCUUGGAUCAAGUAGCAGGCAUGGGUGAGUCAGCUUUGCCAGGGGUCUUCAAGACCAGAAAAGGAAUGUUCCGUACUGUAGGUCAAUUAUAUAAGGAACAACUGUCUAAGCUUAUGGCCACUCUAAGAAACACAAACCCCAACUUCGUCCGCUGCAUUAUUCCAAAUCAUGAGAAAAAGUCUGGUAAAUUGGAUGCCCACUUGGUGCUAGAUCAGUUGCGCUGUAAUGGUGUGUUAGAAGGGAUCAGAAUCUGCCGACAAGGCUUUCCCAAUAGAGUCGUCUUUCAAGAGUUCAGACAAAGAUAUGAAAUUCUUACUCCAAAUUCCAUUCCCAAAGGCUUUAUGGAUGGAAAGCAAGCAUGUGUUCGAAUGAUCAAAGCCCUGGAGCUAGAUUCCAACCUUUUCCGUAUUGGACAAAGCAAAGUGUUUUUUAGAGCUGGUGUCCUGGCUCAUUUAGAGGAAGAACGUGACCUUAAAAUCACUGAUGUGAUUAUCGGUUUCCAGGCCUGGUGCAGAGGCUACAUUGCAAGAAAGGCAUUCGCCAAACGUCAGCAACAGCUUAAUGCAAUGAAAGUCAUUCAAAGAAAUUGUGCAGCUUACCUAAAACUGAGGAACUGGCAGUGGUGGCGUCUGUUCACAAAGGUUAAGCCACUGUUACAAGCAAACAGGUUUGAUGAGGAAUUGCUCCAAAAGGAAGUCGAACUUCAAAAAGUGAAAGAUCUUCAACUUUCCUCUGAACAGAAAGUUUCAGAACUGGAACACGUACAGAUGCAGCUUCAACAAGAGAAAAUGCAACUGCAGGAACAGUUGCAAGCCGAAACGGAGCUCUGUGCAGAAGCGGAAGAAAUGAGAGCUCGGUUAGCAGCUAAGAAACAGGAACUGGAGGAAAUCUUGCAUGAUUUGGAGUCUCGGGUAGAAGAGGAGGAGGAGCGAUGCCAGAUUUUGCAGACUGACAAGAAGAAAAUGCAGCAGAACAUUGGGGAGCUGGAGGAACAGCUGGAGGAGGAGGAAGCUGCCAGACAAAAGCUUCAGCUGGAAAAAGUCACAAUUGAGGCAAAAUUGAAGAAGAUGGAAGAGGAUGUAAUCGUCCUAGAAGAUCAAUCCAGCAAACUGAGCAAGGAAAAAAAACUUCUUGAGGAUCGCAUUGCAGAAUUUUCGACCAAUCUAGCAGAGGAAGAGGAAAAGUCAAAAAGCCUGGCUAAAUUAAAAAACAAACAUGAAACCAUGAUCUCUGACUUGGAAGAGCGCCUACGUCGUGAGGAGAAGCAGCGCCAGGAGCUAGAGAAGACCCGCCGCAAGUUAGAGGGAGACUCUACUGACUUGCAUGAUCAGAUUGCAGAGCUGCAAGCACAGAUAGCAGAAUUGAAAAUGCAGCUAGCUAAAAAGGAGGAAGAAUUAAACUCUACCCUUGCAAGAGUGGAGGAAGAGUCUGCACAGAAGAACAUGGCUCUUAAGAAGAUUCGGGAGCUUGAGGCGCAGAUCAGCGAACUGCAGGAAGACCUGGAAGCCGAGAGAGCUGCUCGCAGCAAGGCAGAAAAACAAAAGAGGGAUUUAGGAGAAGAACUUGAGGCUCUUAAGACAGAACUAGAAGAUACUCUGGACUCCACAGCUGCCCAACAAGAACUCCGAACAAAACGGGAGCAAGAAGUGUCUCAGCUGAAGAAAAACUUAGAUGAGGAAGCUCGACUGCAUGAAGCCCAAAUCCAGGAGUUUAGACAGAAACAUGCCCAAGCUGUAGAGGAGCUCUCUGAGCAGCUAGAGCAAACCAAGCGGGUGAAAGGAAACUUGGAAAAGGCCAAACAGGCUCUGGAGGGUGAGCGUAAUGAGCUGGCCAAUGAGGUAAAGGCGCUGCUACAAGGCAAGGGAGACUCCGAGCACAAGAGAAAGAAAGUAGAGGCUCAACUUCAAGAGCUGCAAGUAAAAAUAUCAGAAGGAGACAAAGUUCGGGCAGAGCUGUUUGAAAAGGCCAACAGACUGCAGGUGGAAUUGGACAAUGUCACAGGGCUUCUUUCUCAAGCAGACAGCAAGUCAAUCAAACUUUCCAAAGACUUUUCUACAUUGGAAUCCCAGCUUCAGGACACUCAGGAACUUUUGCAAGAAGAAACUCGUCAGAAGCUUGGCCUCAGUACAAAACUGAAACAAAUGGAAGAUGAAAAGAAUAGUUUCCUUGAACAACUAGAGGAAGAAGAGGAAGCAAAGAGAAACUUGACAAAACAGAUUUCAACAUUGCAGGCUCAGAUGACAGAUAUGAAAAAGAGGAUGGAGGAGAGUAUUGGGUCCUUGGAAGCUGUUGAUGAGCAAAAGAAAAAAUUCCAGAAAGAACUAGAAGCUACAAAUCAACGGUUUGAAGAGAAAGCAGCAGCUUAUGACAAGCUCGAGAAGACUAAAACUAGGCUUCAGCAGGAACUAGAAGAUAUUAUCGUGGACCUUGAUCACCAACGACAGAUUGUAUGCAACUUGGAGAAGAAGCAGAAGAAGUUUGACCAGUUGCUUGGUGAGGAGAAGACCAUUUCAGUUAAAUAUGCAGAAGAACGCGACCGCGCUGAAGCAGAAGCUCGGGAAAAAGAGACCAAAGCGCUGUCCUUGGCACGUGCCUUGGAAGAAGCCCUUGAACAGAAGGCUGAGUUAGAAAGACUCAACAAGCAGCUGCGGACUGAAAUGGAGGAUUUGGUUAGCUCUAAGGACGAUGUUGGAAAGAGUGUUCAUGAACUAGAAAAAUCUAAGAGGACAUUGGAACAGCAAGUUGAAGAAAUGAAGACUCAGUUGGAGGAACUUGAAGAUGAGCUACAAGCCACAGAGGAUGCCAAGUUGCGAUUAGAAGUCAACCUACAAGCCAUGAAGGCACAGUUUGAGAGAGAUCUGCAAGGACGUGAUGAACAGAGCGAAGACAAGAAGAAACAGCUUGUCAGACAUGUAAAAGAAAUGGAAGCAGAGCUUGAGGAUGAAAGGAAACAACGUUCAUUGGCUGUAGCAGCCAGAAAGAAGCUUGAGAUGGAUCUGAAAGAGUUAGAGGGACAAAUUGACUCCGCAAACAAAAAUCGAGAAGAAGCCAUCAAACAACUGCGCAAAUUGCAGGCACAAAUGAAGGAUUACCAAAGAGAGCUGGAAGACACAAGAGCAUCCAGAGAUGAUAUCUUAAGCCAAUCUAAAGAAAACGAAAAGAGAAUGAAAAGUCUGGAAGCAGAGAUGAUCCAUAUGCAGGAGGAGCUUGCUGCUGCAGAGCGUGGCAAAAGACAAGCACAACAGGAAAGAGAUGAAUUGGCAGAUGAAAUUGCAAAUAGCAGUGGCAAAGGUGCUCUGGCUGUGGAAGAAAAGAGACGUUUAGAAUCCCGCAUUGCACAGCUCGAGGAAGAACUGGAGGAGGAACAGGGCAACACCGAAUUGUCCAAUGACAGACUUAGGAAGGCUACUCUCCAGAUUGACCAGCUGAACACUGAUCUGAAUGCAGAACGUAGUAAUGCUCAGAAGAAUGAGAAUGCUCGUCAGCAAUUAGAUCGCCAGAACAAGGAAUUAAAAACAAAGUUACAAGAAUUGGAAGGCUCUGUUAAAUCUAAAUUCAAGGCCUCCAUCACAGCCCUGGAAGCAAAGAUCUCGCAACUGGAGGAGCAGCUUGAUACUGAAACAAAAGAAAGACAGGCUGCAAGCAAACAAGUCCGUCGCACAGAGAAAAAGCUGAAGGAUGUGCUAAUGCAAAUGGAAGACGAAAGGCGCAAUGCCGAACAGUUCAAAGACCAGGCUGAGAAAAAUAAUGUCCGUAUGAAACAGCUGAAGCGGCAGGUGGAAGAAGCAGAAGAAGAAGCACAGCGUGCCAACGCUUCAAGACGUAAAUUACAACGUGAACUUGAGGAUGCUACAGAGACUGCAGAAGCCAUGAACCGUGAGGUUAAUACCCUGAAGAGCAAACUUCGACGUGGUGGUGAUGUACCAUUUGUUACAAGACGCAUUGGAAGAAAAGGAGUUGAUGAAGCUUCUGAUGAAGAUUUGGAUGGAAAAGUGGAUUCUGGGGAUCUAAAAUCUACUGACUAGGGAUUUAACCACCACAUAGAGCUACAAAUCUAAAAUGUUAUAUACCAUGUUGGAAAAGAGCAAUGACAUAUAUUUUUUCUGUCUUGUUUUCUUUAAGCCAUUACUUGAUAAGAUGCAAUCAUUUCCAUUGAAUUUGUGUUUUGUGGCGGUCUCAGAAUGCUGGCCUAGAUGUUUAGGCACUUUCUGUAAAGAACGGAUAUAUGAACUUAAAAAAAAAAAGUAGUUUACGUCUAUAUUAAUUCCAAAAGUGUCUUUAGGGGGUGGCUGCUAACAAAUUUAGUUUACCUUCCCUCUUGAAAGUGUUCUUUGUCAAGAAAACUUGUCUUCAUUGCUGCCUUUUUCUGUUUUAAUAUGCUGUUUUGCCAAAAUACACUGUCAUUGGAAAGUCAAAUGAGGACCAAAUAUUUAAAGUUUGGAUCGCAUUUUAUAUUACAAUGUGUUUUGUAUACAUUAAAGUAUAUAAGGGAUAAAUAAAUUGUUAUAAACGUAUAACUGGAGAAUUAGCUGUCCUGCACCACUUAUAUGAACCGAGAUACUGUGCACUCCUCUAUUUUAAUGGUCAAAGAAUUUUCAAUGCAUAUAUUUUUUUUUUGCUUCACUGCCAGUUGGUAAUGAUCAUUGUAAAUGUAUUGUUCCCUGUUGAACCAAAUAGCAACUGUACAAGAGUUUGCAAACUCUAGAGACUUUUUGUUAAAAUCUAUCAGAUUUUCCGGUAUGAUGCAAAGUGCCUUUAUACUGCAGCCUGUUUGUAUCCAGAGUUAAGGAAUCGUGUCUGAUUCUAAUUGCUAUUGCUUACAAUAAAUAUGAACAGUACUGCAAGUGA